AUGGCGGAGAAUAGUGACGACACUGGGCGAACGAAAGCUACCGAUACUGACACCACUACCCCCUCUGAAAAGAGUGUGCGAAAAUCAGAUAAUGUGCGAUCCUCUAUCAAGAGGAUGCAGCCGAUUAACAUUGAUGCUAUUGAGGGUGCAAGUCAGUAUAAUUGUUUAAAACUUUAUCGAGGGAUAACAAAAGGACAAACAUUGAAUUUCGCAGCCACAAAGUCUAAAGUUGACGAUGACGAUUGCAACAAAGCUACCUGUAGGUAUUGCGACAGCACUAAAACUGACUCAUCGAAUCGCAAGAAUGCUAAUAAUGCUAUAAUACAUUAUGAGAAGAAGCACGCCAAACAAUGGUACGACGAAGUUAGUAGACUAGUAUCUAAAGAGGUCAAAAAAGGGGCUAAGAAAGGCAGUCAUCAGAGUAUUGUAAAUUUUGAUUCAGCUAGCAAGUUACCACAAUUGAAAUUGUAA
This is a messenger RNA of Sphaeroforma arctica JP610, 471 nucleotides long. RefSeq lists its product as hypothetical. Bases 1 to 471 code for a protein of 156 amino acids. The transcript has a single exon. NCBI's taxonomy places the organism in Eukaryota, Ichthyosporea, Ichthyophonida. The record is from RefSeq and is a predicted model, not a curated record.